Molecule: messenger RNA, 957 nt
Organism: Aspergillus pseudotamarii
Lineage: Eukaryota; Fungi; Ascomycota; Eurotiomycetes; Eurotiales; Aspergillaceae
Product: lipase family protein
Exons: 4
Coding region: 1-957 (318 amino acids)
Biological process (GO): lipid metabolic process
Source: RefSeq, a predicted model, not a curated record
AUGUUCGCGUUGCUAUUUCUUCUUCUUGGGGCGAUCUGCCCUACCCUUGCUCAUCCUGUGCCUAGAGCUACUCUGAAUAGACUGUAUCGCAGAGAUAUCUCUCCAUCUCUUGUGACGGAGUUCACCCGCUUCUCGCAAUUCGCAGCUUCGGCCAAUUGUCAAGGGAACCAUAAUGGCUCCUCUACGGGGUCGUCAGUCUAUUGCGAUUCGGGGUAUUGCAACACCCUCCGCAAAGCAAGUACUCAGAUCAUUGAUGGAUUUGAGGAGAUCAAGCCUGGUGGUACCACCGGAUAUCUCGCUCUGGACAAAACGAACAAAUACAUCGUCUUGACCUUCCGUGGGACUGUCUCCGCGGAGAACCGCAAUGCUGACUUGGACUUCCAACAACUUGACGUAUCGACUCUCUGCGAAGGAUGUAAAGCACACCAUGGUUUCUGGGCAGCCUCAGAGGGCGCUAUGGACGUUCUCCUGCCCAAGGUUGAGGAGGCAUUGAGAGCGAACCCGGACUAUAGGAUCGUCCUGACUGGACACAGUCUUGGUGGCGCCCUUGCUACCCUUGGAGCUGUUACCUUGCGAAAUGCUGGACAUACUGUCGACUUAUAUUCCUUCGGUGCCCCAUCCGUCGGAAAUAAGGCGUUCGCAGAGUACAUCACCAAGUCCACUGCCGGCAAGAACUAUCGCAUCACACACAGCAACGACGAAGUACCCAAGGUCCUCUUCCGGUCGUCCCGGCGCUGGCCACUUGACUCUCUGGUCCCUGAGUAUAGUCAGUCUUCGCCGGAAUACUGGAUCACGUCGGCGAAUGGAGUGUCGGCGACCAAGUCUAGUAUUCGGGUGAUCGAGGGAGUCAACAAUGAAGCUGGUAACUUGGGCACCACGGAAGUCACCAUGGAUCCACAUGGGUGGUACUUGGGAGAUAUGAGCGUGUGUGCCCAAACCUGGAAGGAUUGGGAGUAA